Molecule: messenger RNA, 792 nt
Organism: Periconia digitata
Lineage: Eukaryota; Fungi; Ascomycota; Dothideomycetes; Pleosporales; Periconiaceae
Source: the annotation of a GenBank genome assembly
UCUUCUACGUUCUUCCAGCAUCACCUUUCUCCAAAAUGAGCUCUUUCAGCUACACGCAGCCUGAUGGCGCAACUCGCCAAGUCUCCGGUUAUCACUAUUCAGCGCAGAAUGAAGACGACGUGAACACCUGGGUUCCGUCUGGAAACCUCUCGCACAUCCCUCUUAGGGUUGAUCUCCGCCACUUCAUGUCCUCCAUCGAGCAACAAGGCUCCACCAACAGCUGCGUGGCCAACGCUACAGCUGGUGCCUACGAGUACCUUGUAAAACGUCACCUUGGCUCAGAUGGAUACGACGUGAGCCGUCUCUUUAUAUAUUACAAUGCUCGCGCUAUGGACCCCGAUGGUGUAACUCCAGUCACCGAAGACGUGGGCAGCUUCACUCGAUGCGCCAUCGCUGGCCUCAAAACCUAUGGAGCUCCCUCGGAGACCUCAUGGCCCUUCAACGAAGAUAUGGUUGCGGAACAGCCAUCAGACGAAGUCUACGCGGAAGCCCAGCAGUUCUGCAUCGAGGAUGCCUUCAAGCUUGAAACUGAUCUCGACGUUUGGAAGACAGCGCUCGCGGAGGGCCAUCCCAUUAUCUUUGGGUGUAAUCUCUUUACCUCAUUUGAACAGGGUCGGCGCGGGAAGGUCCCAAUGCCAAACGCAAACGAGGCCGCAGCCGCGAGCCAUGGAGCACAUGCCAUGCUUUGCGUUGGCUACUCAGACCACGAUCAAGUCUUCAUCGUGCGCAACUCGUGGGGUGAGACUUGGGGUGAUAGAGGUUACUGCUACAUGCCACGUACUACCACCUGAU